Molecule: messenger RNA, 1768 nt
Organism: Dreissena polymorpha
Lineage: Eukaryota; Metazoa; Mollusca; Bivalvia; Myida; Dreissenidae
Product: dual oxidase 2-like
Exons: 6
Coding region: 1-828 (275 amino acids)
Biological process (GO): defense response; superoxide anion generation
Cellular component (GO): NADPH oxidase complex; plasma membrane
Molecular function (GO): superoxide-generating NAD(P)H oxidase activity
Source: RefSeq, a predicted model, not a curated record
AUGGGUUCUUUACUGACCUGGAAUGUAACCAUAAUCGAAUUCAAGCGACCGCCCAGGUUCGACUUCAAAUCCGGCCAGUGGGUGCGGAUAGCGUGCCUGCCCCUGGGCUCCAACGAGUACCACCCUUUUACCUUGACCUCUGCACCCCACGAGGACACCCUCUCGGUCCACAUCCGGGCAGUCGGGCCCUGGACUAUUGCCCUUCGAAACACGUUUGACCAAGAGUAUUCGAAGGAUGCGAUAUACCCGAAGCUCUUUCUUGACGGCCCGUAUGGCGCGGGUCAGCAGGACUGGUACACGUACGACGUGUCCGUGCUGGUAGGGGCCGGUAUAGGGGUCACACCGUACGCUUCCAUACUAAAGGACUUCGUGCACAUGACCUCCAUCAAGAGCACCUACAAGAUCAGGUGUCAGAAGUUGUAUUUCAUCUGGGUCACCGGAAGUCAACGUCACUUCGAGUGGCUGCUCGACAUCCUGAAGGAAGUGGAGGCGAUAGACACGAAGGGAAUGGUCUCCAUUGACAUCUUUAUCACGCAGUUCUUCCAAAACUUCGACCUGCGCACCGCCAUGUUGUAUAUCUGCGAGGAGCAUUUCCAGAAACUGUCCGGCGGGAAGAGCGUGUUCACCAGCCUGAAAGCCAACACGCACUUCGGUCGCCCCCACCUGAGCAGCAUGUUCAAAACCCUGCACCGUACACACCCUACGGUACGUAAAGUGGGUGUGUUUUCAUGUGGCCCACCUGGUGUCACUAAAAGCGUCGAACGCGCAUGCGUAGAAAGCAGCAGAAGUACAAAAGCCUUGUUCGAACAUCAUUUUGAAAACUUUUGAGUCUUUAAAAUUGAAUUAAACGUGUUAAAGGUGACUUUAUUAAGACAUUUGCUACAAACGGACUUUUGAAAGUUUUACCAGGUUUUGGUUGUGAUUAUAAUCGUAUAAUGAUUAGUAGAUUAAUACAUGUAUCGUAAUUUUGCGUGAAAUUAUAUACGUGCAGUAGAAAUUAAGUGAUAACCCGUUUAAGAAAGUAUACAGAGUUAUGUUGUUGUUUUUCAAAAUGAUCACAUGGUAUGUCAUAAGAGGAAAAAGGUAAUUAAUUUAAAUAUAAUAUUCUGCCACAUUGUUUCGAUGUUUUUAUGUCACGACGAUUUAUAUGUUAGCCAUAUGUUGAUUGUGCAAAUGUUUAAUUCAACAUAUACCAGUUCAUAUAUGCUUAUGCCUCAUGUAAUGUUUUCACGAAACUUUGAUUUUAACCAUUAUAAGCGUAAACUUCAUUACGCAUGAUUCCUUCCCUUAAAAUGUUUUUUUCAGAAUAAACUUAUAGAUAUGAGCCGCGCUCUGUGAAAAGGGGGUUUAAUGCAUGUGCGUGGAGUGUCGUCCCAUAUUAGCAUGUGCAGUCCGCAUAGGCUCAUCAAGGAUGUCACUUUCCGCUUUUAUGAUAAUCACGGAGCGUAUACCCCAUCUAGAGUCCGUGUGAUAAUUUUCGUUUAAAGGAAUUCUCUCAUUAGCAAAAAAUCUAGUUUAGGCGGUAAGUGUCGUCCCUGAUUAGCCUGUGCUGACUGCACAGGCUUAUCUGGGACGAAACUUUACGCACAUGCUUGAAAAACCUUUUUCAUAGAGAAUGGAUGAUAUAUAUUAUAUGCUCAUCAUUCAAGCUAGGGUUGUGAACUAUUGUUAUGUUUUCAUUAUAUACAUGUAUAGUUUAUAUACCGCUAUCAUAGUGCUUAUUCAAACUGUUAACCUCAUAAAUAAAACAGAGAACAGUUAUAAAUAA